CAGCAAAGUUAUGUCAAAAUUACCUUUCUUGAUACCUCUCUAUGGCUUUUGUACCUUGGCAAGUUGGAGUGGGCAAAAACUCAUGCCCUGGUUACCUCUUUGUAGGAAAUUCCCACAUUAUCUGGUCAUAAUUCUCACUAUGUUGGCUGUUAGGUUUAAUUCUGAACUCAGGAAGCUAUCUUACAUUUUUUACAUUUUCCUUUUUUGUUCUUGUUUUUUAUAUUGUAGGGUGGGAAUUUUGAUUGAAUUGGAAGAAAUAUGGAAGCAACCCAGAUGCCUGAUGAGACCGAAUCCCAUCAAACACCUCAAGAAAAAAAUGUUAGGGAUGGGCAAAUGGAACAGGGGGAUAACAGCCAAGUGCGGGUUUCAGGUUCUAGAUGUACACGUUCUCAGGUAGCUCCUGACUGGACAGUUGAGGACAUGCUCAUUCUUGUGAAUGAGAUUGCUGCUGUUGAAGCCGAUUGUUCAAAUGCGUUGUCUACUUAUCAGAGAUGGAAGAUAAUAUCAGAAAAUUGCACUGCACUGGAUGUUCCUCGGUCUCUAAAUCAAUGUCGGAGGAAGUGGGGCUCCUUGCUUGUUGAGUACAACCAGAUUAAGCAAUGGGAAUCAUUGUCAAGUGGUUCUUAUUGGUCUUUGGGAAUUGGAAGUAGAAAACAAUUUGGACUUCCGGACUAUUUUGAUUAUGAGCUUUUCAAAGCCAUUGACAAUGUUGUGAGGGCACAGGAGGACAAAGCAGACACAGAUCCUGAAAGUGAUCCUGAUGCUGAGACUGACACACUUGAAAUAGUUGCACAACUAGGAUCUAAUGGACCCACGAGACGGUUAAACAUUAUGGAACAGAAGCCUCAUGAGAUUCGCAAAGAAGAUACGAAGCUGAAAUGGUGCACAGAGAAAAGCCAUCCUGGAAGGAAGCCUCAGAAAAGUUCUGCCAAAAAGAAGCUUCUGAAGAAUGAUAUGAAGGGUAAGAGGACAAUCAGCAUUGAAGCAAAGGAACAAACUGUUGCAGCUUUUACUGAAGCAAAGGAACAAAGUCUUGCUGCAAAGCUACAAGAGUCUGCUGAACUGAUCCAUGCCAUAGUUAAGGAAAACCUAUCUGAGAAAGCUAAACGUGUGAAUUCUACUGUGAAGAAUGCUGAGGAGUUUAAAACAGAUGUAAUAAGACGGCAGGGCAAUCGUCUUAUUGCAUGCCUUGGCGUAAUGAUAGAGAGCCUUAACCAAAUUUGUGAUGUUGUCCAGAAUGGGGAGUAACAUACAGUGGAUGACAUUAAUGUAAGUGUUAGUAAAACAUUUGUAGAUGGGUUCGUUCUCAUGCUAAUUUUUGGGUCUUCCUAUCUUAUUCGGUAGGUGUAAAUUCUUCAAUUGGGCAUGGGUGUGCCCCAUGCAAUCUCUGUCUCUCACACUCACAUGCAAGCACACACAAAA
Messenger RNA from Carica papaya (papaya), 1422 nucleotides. The record is from RefSeq and is a predicted model, not a curated record. Lineage: Eukaryota; Viridiplantae; Streptophyta; Magnoliopsida; Brassicales; Caricaceae.